This is a messenger RNA of Erythranthe guttata (spotted monkey flower), 1456 nucleotides long. Its product is annotated as protein SHORT-ROOT. NCBI's taxonomy places the organism in Eukaryota, Viridiplantae, Streptophyta, Magnoliopsida, Lamiales, Phrymaceae. The record is from RefSeq and is a predicted model, not a curated record.
UCCUCUUAACACCUUUUUGUUGUGUCUUCUUUAUCCUAUAUGAGUAGCACCAUAUAGCUUUAUUGUCCUAACACAGAGAGAAGCUUUCACACAAACAUGGACAGAACUUCCAUUUGUCCCAAAGAACCCAUCUUCCUCCACCCUAUUAUUACCAACCCUAAAAACAACUACGACAACAACAACUCCUCCGCCAGCCGGUCGUCGGAUUCCGCCGACGCCGCCGGAGACGGCGACGGCAGGUGGGCGUCGAAGCUCCUCCGCGACUGCGCCGCCGCCAUGUCGGAGAAGGACUCCGCCAAGAUCCACCACCUCCUCUGGAUGCUGAACGAGCUCUCCUCCCCCUACGGCGACUCCGACCAGAAGCUGGCCUCCUACUUCCUCCAGGCCCUCUUCUGCAAGGCGACCGACUCCGGCCGCCGCUGCUACAAAACCCUAAUCUCCGUGGCGGAGAAGACCCACUCGUUCGACUCCGUCAGGAAACUGACCCUCAAGUUCCAGGAGGCCACCCCGUGGACAACCUUCGGACACGUGGCGUCCAACGGCGCCAUGCUGGAAGCCCUGGAAGGAGAGACCAGGAUCCACGUCAUCGACAUCAGCAACACCGCCUGCACACAGUGGCCGACCCUUCUAGAAGCUUUAGCGACGAGGAACAACGACGAAACCCCGAGGCUCAAACUCACGGUCGUCGUCACCACAACCGUCGCUAAAUCCGUCAUGAAGGAAAUAUCGCCAAGAAUGGAGAAAUUCGCCCGGUUAAUGGGUGUGCCGUUCGAGUUCAACGUGAUAACCGGUCUGAACCGGCUGAGUGAACUCACUAAGGAAGGGUUAGGUGUUCUAGAAGACGAAGCCGUAGCCGUGAACUGCAUCGGAGCACUACGAAGGGUCGACAUCGAAGAACGAACAAGUUUCAUCCAAACGAUCAAAUCUCUAAACCCUAAAGUAUUCACGAUCGUGGAAGAGGAGGCGGAUUUCACGAGCUCGAGGGGCGAUUUCGUAAAAUGCUUCGAGGAGUGCUUACGGUUCUACACGAUGUAUUUCGACAUGCUGGAGGAGAGCUUCGGCCCCACUAGCAACGAGAAGUUGAUGCUGGAGAGGGAAUGUUCUAGAAGCAUCGUUAGGGUUUUGGCUUGCGAUGAGGAUGAUCGUGAAAUGGACGACGUGGACAGGAGGGAAACGGGGCGGCAGUGGGCGGAGAGGCUGAGUAGUGGCGCCGGGUCGGGUUUUAAGAGUGUCGGGUAUAGCGAUGACGUCAUCGAUGAUGUAAGGGCGUUGCUGAAGAGGUAUAAAGCUGGAUGGUCAGUGGUUUUACCAGCUGCAGGAGAAGAUGAUCAAUUAGGGGUUUACUUAGCCUGGAAAGAUGAACCUGUAGUAUGGGCUUCCAUUUGGAAACCCUGAUCAUAAUAACAACAUAUUAUUUUAUAUUAUAAUAUAUAUAAAUGGUUAUCAUAAUAUACUA